Molecule: messenger RNA, 1413 nt
Organism: Xenopus laevis (African clawed frog)
Lineage: Eukaryota; Metazoa; Chordata; Amphibia; Anura; Pipidae
Gene: mfap2.L
Product: microfibril associated protein 2 L homeolog
Exons: 9
Coding region: 220-801 (193 amino acids)
Biological process (GO): embryonic eye morphogenesis
Cellular component (GO): microfibril; extracellular matrix
Source: RefSeq, a predicted model, not a curated record
GAGCCUGCCCUGAUGCCAACCCUCUUGUGUGGUUGCUCAGUAUUUGGCACAGGGGCCCCACUAAUCUUUUCUCCUGCCUGCUAGACAUCCGUUGGCAUCCAGGCGCCCCUAAAUCUUGCAGGAGGAAUUCCUGGACCCUUCAGAGAUUUUCAGGAACAAGCUUGGGUCUCCGACACAGAUUGAUGGGGUUUUAAAUAGACCAUCCACCCAACUGCCACCAUGAGGUCGGUGUGUCUCCUCCUACUCUGUUUACAAGGGAUAUUUGCUCAGCUGGAAACGGACCCUCUCUUCCCGUAUGACAACAACCCAGAUAUCCCCAAUUAUUACUAUUAUGAUGGAGACACAACCGGAACUCCUUUCCAGCCCCCAGACCAAGUUCAUCAGCAGAACCCACAACAACAGCAGUUGCAGCUGCAGCUUGACCCAAUUGAACAGGAACCUCAGCAGCAGCAGCAGCUUCAGCAACAGCAAGAGAUCAUCGCUGUGCCCACCCUGGACCCCGCUGUGACUGAGCCGACAGAGCCGGGACCUCUGGAUUGUCGGGAGGAGCAGUAUCCAUGUACCCGUCUGUACUCAGUACACAAACCCUGCAAGCAGUGCCUGAAUCAAAUCUGCUUCUAUAGCCUGCGGCGCAUGUACGUGGUCAAUAAGGAAAUCUGUGUCCGUACAGUUUGUGCACACGAGGAGCUUCUGAGAGCGGAUCUGUGCCGAGACAAGUUCUCUCGCUGUGGGGUGAUGGCCAAUAGUGGCCUGUGCCAAUCAAUGGGAUCUCACUGCUCCAGGAGCUGCGGCAGCUGCUAAGGAUCUGCAAUGGGGCCACAGCAGAAGGACGGGGCUCUGUCACAUUGUCCCACUCGGGGGGCUUACCAGUGGGUCGGGGUCGCUAGUAUUAGUGUAUCGUUUAUGUUACUGUAUUGUACUAUAUGUGCCGCCAGCAAAUAGGGGCACCGAGGGCUGUUAGCCUCCGUAUCUCUACUGUUUAUGCCAUAUGAUAGUCAGCCCUACUCACUGCACAGAUCUUAUGCCCACCGGCAGUCAGCGGGUUUCCUAAUAAACCUCAUGCCAAUUGCCAGCCUUGGUGGGGGGCACAGACAGCUGGUCUCUUCCAAUGGGAAACUAGAGGCCCACCAGCUCUUACACCCCAACAUUGGCAAUGGGCUAACUGCCGGGACCCAGAUUUUAGCCUCUUCCUUGUUCCCAUCAUGCAUUUCACUACUAUCCUCCACUUUGUACCAGGCCCCUGCAUCUCUUAUCCCUGUGCCCCCCAAUCUCCUCCACUCCCCAUCACACUCCCAGAUGUCCCCCCACAUAUAGAGUUACCUUCUGUCCCCCAGUGUCACAUUAGGGCUGCUCUUACUUGACUUCUUUUUGUAAUAUGUUUUGUACAAAAGAUGAAUAAAGUGCAGAAUUUUA